Molecule: messenger RNA, 2354 nt
Organism: Styela clava
Lineage: Eukaryota; Metazoa; Chordata; Ascidiacea; Stolidobranchia; Styelidae
Source: RefSeq, a predicted model, not a curated record
AACAAUAAAUAUUAAAUAUCAAAUCCUAAAGUAUAUGUCGACCAUAUGGCUUUAUCAAAACAACUUAUAUCGACUAUAUUCGUUGCGACGGCAAUCACAGUUAUCUUCAUCGUGGUUUUCAAUAGCAGCUUGCGAGAUCAGUCCUUCAUAUGGAUAAAAACUCUUCCAAGUCAACUUCAAAGUUACGAACGCUAUAUCAACAAAAUCGGAGUAGGAAUGGAGAAUGAUAGCGGGAAUUGCUACAAAGUAAAUAAAUUGGACAGUUACCGAAUCUGUGACAAAUUACCGUUUAGUAGCACAACUUGCGGUUCGAACGUAAAUUCAGAUAAGAACGACGAUUAUAUGGUUCCGAAUAUCGUACAUUUCGUAUGGAUAGGGAAUUUAACUCUGCAUUUUUAUGCUUAUCUUACGAUACGAUCAGCUGCUGCAAAUCAGAAACCUGACAUUAUAUUGUUUCAUUACACCCAUGUCGAACCACAGGGUGAUUUAUGGAUCAGGGCAAAACAAGAGAUACCUUGCUUAGUUCCUGUCAAAUUUGAGGAACCAGCAUCAUGGCAGGGAAAUGAAUUGGAUACCGUGGUGCAUAAAACCGACAUAGCACGAUUUGAUAUUCUGUUGAAGCACGGUGGGAUAUAUCUAGAUACAGAUGCUUUUAUCCUUCGUUCAAUGGAUCCCUUGAGAAAAUUUCCCUUCACCAUGGGAAGAUCAGUAGAAGAUGCUUUUAGCAGUGGGGUUAUAUUGUCUGAGCCAAAUUCGACGUUUCUACAAACAUGGUCAAAUUUAUUCAAGUACUACACAGAGAGUGACUUUUUCACCAAAGUUUCACUCCGUAUCCACCUUUUGAAGCCCGAACUACCAAUACACGUUGAGGAAAUAUCAAUGCAACGACCGAAUCCUUGGUGUGAUGGUAUUGAAUCCAUAAUUACAGAAUCGUUUGACAUAUCAGAGAACUACAUUCUUCAUCUACAUCCGUCAAAUAUGGGAAACAACUGUAUACAACAUUAUGUGAGGACGACAUUCGCUUGCAUGACACAACCUACGGCGCCGGUGCUAGGGCUGCGCUAUUCGGCACACAAGACUUGAUAUUUUUUAAAUCUGAAGUGGCAUUGGCUCACAACAGAAUUACUCAAAAGCCUCUAGAACUUUUCGAAUCGAUGAAAAAGCGUCGUAAGCCUGAAAUGUUACCUGGUCUCUGACUGGCCUGGAGUGCAGAAUAGUAUUACGUCGUCAGGUGUUAGAUCGUAUUUGAGCAAAAUAUUCUGCUGAAGAGGAUAAAAAUAACCUUUAGGUGUAGUUAUUUUCAUUUCACUAAAAUAGUAAUAAUUAUGAACAAUUUAUGUAGGCGCUAUAAGUAUAAUAUAUCACUGUCACGUCCAUUCCACGUAUUCUUCUAAGUGUAGUCAACGCUAAAAUACAAAGUAAAAAUAGUCAUCAAGAGCUCUCUUCAUAAACACUGCUUUCACAUAGUAAUAAAAUCUUGAACUGAGAUUAAAUUUCCGAAAUUAUCAUAUAUAUAUAUCAAUUAUAUAUUAAUUCAUUUGAUAUUUCUAUAUUCAAUCAACCUAUAGUUCAAACAUUAUUCGGACCUCCAAAAGUAUGCGCACCAAGAUGGCGCAUAACCUGAACAUAGUAUGGGUGGACCGGUUAGGAUUCAGGUUUGUGCGACAUCUUGGUGCGCAUACUUGUAUGCUUCUAUGUAUGAACGCUUUCUAUGCCCAGUUUCAUUUUGAAUGCUGUAUCGUUCUAUAAUUCAUACAAAAAUAUAGUUUUAUUAGAGAAUAAAAUAAUUAAACAAAACAGAUUCUUAAUGAAGGGAAAUAUGAAAUUUUCGUAGGUCAGUUCUUACUUUGGUGAAAUUACAUUGGUAAUACUGACGUAGUCCUACGUAGAAUUGAACACUGAUUUGGUUUAAAUUUAAGAAUAACAAAAAAGAGGUAGACACCAUUAAAAUCAUAAAUGUAUCUGCAUUAAUUGAUGAACACAUCGUAUUGAUUCUUAAUAACAAAAAAGACUUUCGAAGUAAAUGUAACAUAUUCCAACAGAAACAAAGUAUUCCGAAUUUACAAUGUCAGAACGGUUCAUAUACCACACCAAUCAAAUUUUCAUGAGCAUCCAUGAUUUUGAAGUUUUGUUCGCAAGAAUAUUUUGUAAUAAUAUAUAUAUUCUAUGAUGCACGAAAAGGCUAUUGAUUUUUAAAUAUACUUGCCAUACCAAACGCAUUACUUCAAUAUUCUGCAUUUGAUAUAAUAUACAAGUUCUUUUCCUGUCGGUGGAAUCGAAGUUAUAUUGUGAUUAUAAGGAUAUAGUAUCUGUUGAUCAUAGUUAUGGAACGAAACAAGGGCCUUGAUUUUUGA